Messenger RNA from Toxorhynchites rutilus septentrionalis, 2568 nucleotides. RefSeq lists its product as uncharacterized. The transcript has a single exon. The coding region runs from base 1 to 2568 and encodes 855 amino acids. NCBI's taxonomy places the organism in Eukaryota, Metazoa, Arthropoda, Insecta, Diptera, Culicidae. Gene Ontology annotation, biological process: DNA integration. The record is from RefSeq and is a predicted model, not a curated record. Gene Ontology annotation, molecular function: nucleic acid binding.
AUGUCGAAUGACCGGAGCGUACUAGAGAAGCUAGGGGAAGAGAACCUAAAAUCAUCAAAGCCCAUGCUACCGGAGAAGGACAUUGGGUUUGAACGAGUGUUGGGGAUGGCGUGGAUACAAGAAGAAGAUGUCUUCGUGUUUUCGUUGCAGUUUUGCGAAAAAAUGAGAACCCUACUGGAAGGUACCGUGAUCCUAACAAAAAGGGAAAUGCUUCGGCUAGUCAUGAGCAUCUACGAUCACCUUGGAUUGGUGGCAUCGUUUGUCAUCCAUGGGAAAAUCCUUAUCCAAGAAGUUUGGCGAACUGACACGGAUUGGGACUCCAACAUUCCAAUGGAGAUUGCAACUCGUUGGAUGGAAUGGUUGGCAACACUGAGGAACAUGACCGGAUUGCGUAUUCCCCGGUGCUAUUUUCCUGGAUAUGAUCCAGAAAGCUUCGAUAGUCUUGAGUUGCACGUGUUCGUGGAAGCCAGCGCCCAGGCUUAUGCAGCAGUAGCGUACUUUCGCAUUUCAGAUCGGGGUCAGAUCAGGGUGGCUCUUGUUGCGUCCAAAACGAAGGUCGCACCACUUAGAGGAGUUUCGAUUCCUCGUUUAGAGUUGAUGGCAGCGUUACUUGGAGCUCGCUUGCGGAAAACGAUCGAGGAGAAUCACUCGAUAAAGGUGAAGAAAACCUGUUUUUGGAGCGACUCAUCGACGGUUUGUUCCUGGAUUAAAUCGGAUACACGUCGAUAUCGCCAGUUUGUCACAUUCAGAAUCGAUGAAAUAUUGAGUCUUUCGAGCAUCGACGAAUGGCAGUGGAUUUCAACGAAGAUCAACGUGGCAGAUGAAGCCACCAAAUGGGGAAAGGGUCCUUCGUGUAACAUUGAAAGCCGUUGGUUCCAGGGACCCGAGUUUCUUUAUAACAACGAUACCGAUAUGAUGAUGGUUCCGAAUGAUAAUACGGAUGAAAGUGACAAGGAGUUACGGGAGGCGUAUGUAUGCAGUCAUCUGGUCAGGGAACCGCUAAUAGAUCCUGAAAGAUUUUCGCGGUUUGAAAAAAUGUUGCGCUCGGUGGCAUAUGUUCAUCACUUUGUGGAUAACCUGCGAACUUCAAAGAAUAAUGAAUCAACGGGUACUGUUGGGGUAACUAGCGCGGAAAUUCGCAAAGCUGAGAGAACUUUGUGGUUGAUCGCGCAAUCUGAAGCGUUUCCGGAUGAAGCAGCGAUCUUAAAGGCGAAUUUAGAACGGAGUGGUGGAGGCCAGAAAAAAAUUGGAGCAUCUAGCAGUUUACUGAAGCAAUCUCCAUUCGCGGACGAAUACGGGGUGUUGAGAGUAGGCAGUAGAGCUGCGGACGCGCAAGUUAUGGCUUACGACUCGAAGUUUCCUAUUAUUCUGCCUAGAAACCACAAAAUUACGGAGCUGCUGCUGGAUUUUUACCACAGGAAGUACGGACAUGCAAACGAUGAGACCAUAGUGAAUGAGGUGCGUCAGAAAUUUCAUGUCUCACGGCUGCGAGUUGAAGUACGCCUUAUUAGAAAGCGAUGUAUGUGGUGCCGGGUGUACAAGACAACGCCGAUCGCCCCUAAAAUGGGACCGCUACCUGCGGUACGAUUACAACCGUAUGUGCGGGCGUUCACUUACGUGGGUGUAGACAUUUUUGGUCCGUAUUUGGUGAAGGUUGGACGAAGCGUAGUUAAACGAUGGGUGUGUCUUUUCACGUGCCUCACUAUCAGAGCAAUCCACCUAGAGGUAGUAGCCAGUUUAACCACGGAUUCGUGUAAGAAGGCAAUUAGGAGAUUCAUUGCACGACGGGGUUCCCCUCAGGAAAUAUUCUCCGACAAUGGCACUAAUUUUGUAGGAGCGAGCCGGGAGCUACGGAACGAAAUCAGCAGGAUUCAUUCUGAAUUGGGUAGUACAUUCACAAAUGCUCAAACUCAGUGGCGUUUCAACCCUCCUGCUGCUCCUCAUAUGGGAGGCUGCUGGGAGAGGAUGGUACGGGCCGUAAAAUCAGCACUUGGAUGCGUUCCGAUUGUGCGGAAGCUAGACGAGGAGUCGCUUGCUACAGUGAUGGCAGAAGCUGAAAGCAUGGUCAAUUCUCGACCAUUGACGUUCAUCCCGCUGGAAACGGCUGACCAUGAAUCGUUGACGCCCAACCAUUUUUUGCUUCUCAAUUCCAAUGGUGUACGAGAACCGGAGAAGCUACCAACAGAUGAAAAAAUGGCAUUGAAAAAUAGUUGGAACAUGGUUAAGCACACGAUGGACAACUUUUGGCGCCGUUGGUUGGUGGAAUACCUCCCGACUAUUAUUAGACGGACGAAGUGGUUUCAGGACGUAAGACAGAUCGAAGUGGGAGACCUGGUGCUUGUGGUGGACGAGAAUAUCCGGAACCGGUGGUUACGUGGACGAGUGAUCCACACAGUUCCAGGAAGAGACGGAGUAGCACGUAGUGCAGAGGUGAAGACAUCCUUUGGGAUUUUGAAAAGGCCGGUAACGAGACUGGCUCUGCUGGACGUGGAAAAAUUGGGUGACGCUGAACCGGAAGUUAAGGCGACACGGGGGGGAGACUGUUCGCCGCAAAAGCCCCUCGUUUAG